Molecule: messenger RNA, 480 nt
Organism: Eublepharis macularius
Lineage: Eukaryota; Metazoa; Chordata; Lepidosauria; Squamata; Eublepharidae
Gene: CBY3
Product: chibby family member 3
Exons: 1
Coding region: 1-480 (159 amino acids)
Source: RefSeq, a predicted model, not a curated record
AUGGAAACCAUUACUCACAUACUUCAAGAAGUGCGUGAUUACUGGGCUGAUCAUUUCUCUCGCAGAUUUUACCCCAGAAGGCCACCACUUCGCCAAGCAACCUCUUUAUCUACUUUCUACCUCUUGGACUAUAAGACAAGGCAAGCGGAAUUGGGAAUGGAUUAUAGCCUUCCAUGUACUCAACUGAGCAAAGCAAAGUUUGUCUUCCAUGAUGGUGAGUGGCAGAGCGAUAGUGUUCCCCAGCAAAUGCCCUUACUGCACUUACUUCCUUCUAACAAGGAAUCCUCUUACAAGGGACUGAAGAAAGAAAACAAAGCCCUGUUGGAAGAGAAUAAUUACUUGAAGCUACAGCUUGAGCUGCUGAUGGACAUGUUGACAGAGACCACAGCCCGACUGCAUACAGUAGAGAAAAAGCUGGACACAACUCCAUGGCACCCUAAGAUAAAAAAGACAAAUAAGGUGCUGAUGCUUCGGUCUUAA